This is a messenger RNA of Amblyraja radiata (thorny skate), 1382 nucleotides long. Its product is annotated as protease-associated domain-containing protein 1. The transcript has 5 exons. NCBI's taxonomy places the organism in Eukaryota, Metazoa, Chordata, Chondrichthyes, Rajiformes, Rajidae. Bases 59 to 625 code for a protein of 188 amino acids. The record is from RefSeq and is a predicted model, not a curated record.
GCCCCUCCCGUCCCCGGGAGCCGGGCUGCGGUGAGUGACAGGCGCAGGAGCAGCCAGGAUGCGCUCGCCUUUCUGCCCCAAAAUAUCGCCUCUGCUGCUCCUCCUGCACGUCCUGACCGUUGCAGGUUUGGGAAUCAACGAAUAUUUAUAUUUCCAAGUCCUGAGCCCGGCAGAUAUUCGUUACAUCUUCCAGACCAACCUGGCUAAAGACUUUGGUGGCAUCUUUCACACCCGGUACGAGCAGAUCUACCUGGUUCCCACGGACCCACCGCACGCCUGCAGUGACCUGAGCAACGGAGCCUUUGUCCAGGACCAGAUUGCCCUGGUGGAGCGAGGGGCGUGUUCGUUCCUGUCCAAGGCGCGCGUGAUCCAGGAGCACGGUGGUCGGGCUGUCAUCAUCUCUGACAACACGUAUGAUGAGGACAGCGCCUACGUGGAGAUGGUGCAGGACGGCACCACCCACAGCACGCACAUCCCCGCACUCUACCUGCUUGGCAAGGACGGGUACAUGAUCCGGCGUUCGCUGGAGGUACACGGCCUGCCCUGGGCUGUCAUCAGCAUCCCGGUCAACGUUAGUGCCAUGGCAACCUUCCAGCUCAAACAGCCACCGUGGACCCUGUGGUGACCAGCCCCACCUCGCCAGCGCACACAACGUCUGAGGAAGGGUCCCGACCAGAAACAUCACCCAUUCCAUCUCUCCAGACCCAGCGAGUUACUCCAGCAUUUAGUGUCCAUCUUCAGCGUAACAUCCGACACAUCAUCAAAGACAGCCAACAUGAUCAAAGACUGGAGAAGGGUCUCGACCCGAAAAGUCACCCGUUCCUUCUCUCCAGUGAUGCUGCCAGUCCCGCUGAGUUACUCCAGCACUUUGUGUCUAUCUUCGAUGUAAACCAGCAUCUGCAGUUCCUUCCUCCAACGCACUCAACGACUUGUCCGCGUCCCACCCCGGUCAUUCCAUCUUCUCCCCGCUCCCGUCCGGCAGAAGGUACAGAGGCUUGAAAGCGCGCACCACCAGACUCAGGAACAGCUUCUUCCCCUCUGUUAUCAGGCUUCUGAACGGCCCUUCCAUGAGCUAGGGUACUGUCCGAUUCACCUCUACCCCAUUGCGGACAUUGGACUUUGUCUGUGGAACUGAUGCGCUACAAUGCUGAGAACUAUAUUCUGCACUCUGUAUCUUCCCCUUUGCUCCACCUGUUGGACUGGAGUUUAACCUGAUUGUAUCUAUGUCGAGUAUUAUAUGAUCUGUUUGGACAGCGUGCAGAAAUGUAUGUAUAGUAUUAUCUGAGCUGAUUGGAUAUAUAAAAGUUUUCCAAUGUACCUCGGUGCACAUGGGAUUAAUAAAUCGAAACGUUCACCAAGUUCCAUCAGAUGGAUGGUGGGAA